UCAAUGUCACACAGCCUUUCCUGUCCUGACCUACCUCCUCGCAUAAUCUAAACACGAUUACCUUGUGAAAGUUCGAUCUAACAAAGCCACAGCGAAUUAGAAGUAUCCUGUCUUUAUCCGAGUUACACGGACGGUGUCAUUUCUUAGUAUUUGACCACUAAAUUUCUUAAAAAUGAAACUAAUAAAAAGGGAGGAAAGAAUGAGUCAUACUAAGAAAAUGGCUGAAGUUGAAGAAAAAGUGGUGAUGACACCAAAAUGUAAGACUGCAAAUUCGACUACCUUGGUGAUUGAGAGGAAAGCAGUUGAACCAGAAGCCAGUGAUAAAAUCCAUGUGGCUGGAGGAGACCAUACAGGGAUCAUCAUAAAUAAAGAAAAAAAUUAUGAGAAUGGUGUGACUGAGCCUUGCCAUGCGCAGUUAGAAUUCUACGUAUAUUUGGUGUCUGGCGCGACAGGAACACACACGAGAGAGGCUCGAGCGUUACGUUUCUGGUUCAAACCGAAUAUGACACCCAAUGAAAGGCCGUAUGAAGCACAAGCGUUCUUCCGUGAACUUGUCAGCCCUCAAGAUUUUCCUAAAGAUUAUGUGGGUUACAUUAAAAAGAUAAUGAAAUUGAUGCAGCACAAAUAUAAUCAACUUAAGUUAUUAGAAGUAGAAUUAAGACAAGAGGCAGCCGGUCCUCCUUUACCUGAAGCAAAUGGCGUUAUUGCGAGUAAGAGCGUUAUAUACAACUAUUCUAAUGGCUCGUACAUUGAAGAUAGUGUGUUGAACCAAACGCAAGUGAUCUCAGAACAAAGAGUAUUGGACAUGAUAGAAAAUGCAUAUCCCAACCCAUUGACUGUUGACGAUUUUGUCACAGCGGGGAAAUGGUCAAAGGCAGACGUGAAAGAUGCGCUGGAAGCGUUAGAGGAGAAAGGUCUGACUCGAGCCAUGUCAGAAGGUGUUUACGUCCGACAACAUAGUGUAGAUACACAGGUUGUGAAACAAAUGCCACAAUUGUGUUCAUCACGCCAGCCGAGUAUAGCUGUGAUAACCGCGUUGUACUGCGAGAAACAAGCCGUCGAUGCCAUGAUGGACAACCAAGAGACUUAUGUGCGAUACACCACUGUUGGGGAAUCCAACGUGUAUACUUUGGGUACCAUCGGCAACCAUCGGGUGGUGACCACUAAACUCCCAUCGGUGGGUCGAACACGAGAAGCAAUGACAGCUGCUGGUAACACUACCACAAGACUGCUUGGCAUCUUCCAAAAGGUGGAGUAUGUGUUUCUUGUCGGCGUUGGAGGCGGGGUACCUCACUACACAGAUUAUGCCAGGCACGUUCGUCUUGGCGACGUCGUAGUGUCAUCACCUGCGCCCGAUUUACCCGACAAGUACGUGUACAUAUUCUGCGAGAAAGCAGAGAAGAACGCCAAAGGUGGAUGGGACUACGAAGUGAAGCCCUACAAACCAGCUGAUUUUCUUCUGCAAGAUAUUGCACAGCGCCUGAGCAACGCAAAACCUCUGUGGGACGCGUUCGUUACUGAGGGUUUGGAACGACUUCGAGGCGUGCCUGGGAGAUGGGAAGCUCCGGAAGGUGCCACAGACAGACUCUGCGUGGACAUCGGCGAAGGUGCCUUCAUAGAGGUGUCACAUCCAGCACCACAAGGAGACCAAGUUGACAGGGUUGGCAGUGGUCUUCGCGUUCAUCUGUCGCCGGUAGCGGGCGGCCGUGCAGUGAGUGGUACUGGUGAGGCACGAGCGGCCUUCGCUGCGCAUGCGCGAGCCCUCGCCUACGACUGCGAGCUAGACGCCGUACUCGACAGUGUCGUUGGAAACAGGAAAGAUUGCUUCGUUUCUAUUCGAGGCAUAUCAGACUACCGCGACGGUACUCGUGGCAAGGACUGGCAGCCUCACGCGGCGCUCGCAGCCGCCGCCGUUAUGAAAGCGAUCGUCGCUGCAAUGCCGCCCCCUACCGACUAAACGAAACGAUCACUACUACACAAGUAUUUGUAUGGCAUUUACGUAGGAAAAUCUAAAUUAUGUAUCACUUUCUUAGCUGCUCUCACAGAGUAGUCGAAUGGAGUUUAAAACUUGCGCCAUAUUAUUAUUUGAAACUAAUUUAACAUUUCUCAAACAUUACAGUAUCUUAUACCAUGGAGUAUAAAUUAUGAUCACAAUAUAGUGUUAACGUUAUCUACAAAGAGUAGAUAUUACAAAUUCUACAAUACAAUAUGUCUGAACACUCCAUUCUUUGAUUACUCUGUGUCACUUUAUUUUUAACAUUUGAUGACGAAUGUAUUCACGGCAAUAAUUUACGAUGUUUACUUAUCGUACACGUAAACAGUAUUUUUUCGGCUUCAGUAUAGUUAAUCACACGUAUGUCUAAUUUGAACCGUAUUUCUUAGGGUGUAAAGUUGGUUUUUGAAAUUACACUUAUGUUUACGUGUGGUUGGCUUUGAGUGCACGAUAUUGUUUGGUCUUAACGUAAUAAAAAAUAAGGUAUUAUAAUAAACCAUUCCAAAAUCUCAUACUUUAGCCUAAUAUGAACCUUUAGAAAAUAUUUAAAAAUCGAAUACACUGCAGUGUUGCAAGAUGAGAAAGUAGAUUUAUUAAUAGUGUUGCAAUAUCUAUCUGAUAUUUAAAAUCGUUUACCCGUAUAAAUAAUUACCACUUAAAAAAUAAUAUAAAAUAUUUGAGAGAAUUCGAUCUGUGGUAGUUAUUUAUUAUAUCUAAGUAAUAUCUAAUGUACAGGUUUACUUGCCUUAGCGUCGGCUGUUAUAAAAGUAGUGAAAUAUUAUUAUUAUUAUCUUACUAUUUAAUAGAUAUUUACAAAGUAAUAGGAUAGUUCUUUAAUAGUGCUAAAGUACACAUAGGCCUUUAUGAAAAUAAAAGUUAUUUGUGUGGAAAAAUUAAAAAUAUUGUAGAAAAAAUCUUCCACAUAAUGUCCUAAGGACAAACAUUUUGUCUCUUGUGUACAGACGACAACAGGGUCAACCUGCCAUGGUCUGUGAAUUUCCUUUAUUACAUUUUCGACUUUAUUUCACUUCAUAUAAAGUCGAAAAUCCAAUGACAUAAAUUGAUAGAUUGAGUAUGUUCAUCUAAAAGUAGUAAGUACUUUCUGACAAUUUUGUUUAUCACUUUUUCAACUUUAGUAUUUUGUUACAAAGUCUUCUGUCAAAAAUUUAAUGAAAUCUAUUGAUCAAUUGAAGUAUGUUAAUCCUCUAUCACCUGUUAUUUUUUUCAUUAGAUUUUACACUUUAAUGCUUUGAAAUAAAGUCCAAAUCCAGUGAAAUAAAUUGAUCAAAUGGAGUAUGUUAACCUACUGCAUACUUUCAAAAUGUUACUAGAUAUUCAACUUUAAUAUCUUGAUAUAAAGUCGAAAAUCCAAUGAAAAAAAUAAUAAUAGAUUGUCUGUACAUAAAGAGAAUCAGCACCAAUUUCGUUGAGACUAAUACUAAAUUAUUUUAAAGACUGUUGACGAUUUCCAAUUCAAUGGUACUAUUACUUCGAAAUACUGGAUUUUAUUUAGUAGUAAUGCAUGUUGAGUUUAUAGCUUUCUGUGUUGUGUUGUGUUGCCAAAACGAUAACCAUAAAUAAGGGCUCAAAUAUUUAAAAUGUCUUCCUUCAUUUACAGUUGAGAUUAAAGUAAAAUUAUUUUACAAUAUUUCAAAUAAGUUACCAGUUUUCAGAUUAUUACUAUUAGGCUAGUUUUAGUCUGAGGCUGACGUACGCGCACCGUCCACGCUGAUUGGCUGAGAUAUAUGAACUUCAAGGAAGCGUUUUUGAAUGACGCGUAGAUAUCUGCGCCCACGGGUCCUAGAAGAUCAUAUAUUUCGGCUGCCAGCGCCGACGGUCAGCGCGACCCUAACACCAGCCUUAUAAUCCCAGUUCGUAUUAUUGUCAUAUAAUUUAUUAGAAAUUUUACAGUAUUGCCAUGUUACACCUCGAAAGAUAUUAGUGUUGCCAAUAUUACAAAUUACACUUUGCCCGAGCUUAGAAUGUACCUUAGUAUAAAAUAAAUAAAUUAUAGCUAUAUAUCUAAUAUUUCAACAAGUAAUUUAUUACGUUAUUUAUGAAUACUAACUCACUGCCAUCAAUGGCCUAUUUAUAUAAAUAUAAGAUUAACUUUGUUAUUGGUCGAUGUUAUAUAAAAAUGUGUAACACAUAUUUAGAAACCAAAGUUUAGACGUUUGGCUGUUUUUUGACAACCUGGUCUAGUCGCCUAAAAUGUAAACAUUUUGUUGAAAUAUUUUAUUUACACGUAAUUAUUAAGAAUCAUUGAUCUAUAUGUAAAUUGUGAAGUCGCAUAGUUUUAUUCUCGUUGAUGUUUGUGAACAUAUUUUCAUCUUUACGAUCGAACUCUCAUAUUUCAUAUUUGUUUUAAAUACCUAUGAUUGGGGCCAUAUUUUCAAAAUGUUGACAUUCAAUUUUAAAUUGU
Spodoptera litura is the source of this 4415-nucleotide messenger RNA. RefSeq lists its product as uncharacterized. The record is from RefSeq and is a predicted model, not a curated record. Gene Ontology annotation, biological process: nucleoside metabolic process. NCBI's taxonomy places the organism in Eukaryota, Metazoa, Arthropoda, Insecta, Lepidoptera, Noctuidae. Gene Ontology annotation, molecular function: catalytic activity.